Messenger RNA from Vitrella brassicaformis, 1075 nucleotides. The record is from the annotation of a GenBank genome assembly. Lineage: Eukaryota; Vitrellaceae.
AUGGGCGCCUAUAUCAGGGCCCGCGACGACAAGAGGGGGCAGUGUGAGGACGCCGCCAGCAUUGCGGCUAAGGCGGGCGUCAUGGUGGUGGCGGACGGCGUGGGAGGCUUCGCCGACAUGAAGGACGGCGGCGUCAGUGCACGCGGUUUAAUGCAACUCUCGCCGCCCUCGCCUUCAUCUUUCUCUGGGUCUUCCUUCACGGGGGCAUUCUCAAGGGCUCCGACAAGAUUAUCUUGUCAGGCAUGGCGGUCUCAGUGUUGCUGUCCGGCGCGGCGGGGGCUAUCUAUUGGUUGCCGAAGCCUCUGUCGUUGGAUUGCAAAAAGACAUACGCCAACCUGUGUUUUGCGCGUGCAGUGGCCGUCAACACCAUGGACGAGGCCAUGGCCACGCCACCACCCCAAGACGCCCACACCAACAGGGCCAAGCAGCUGCUGGAAGCAGGAUGGGCCAAGACAGCCGCCGACCGACACGGCCCGCCCGGCGCCAGGACCAUCGCCGUAGCCGCCACCACGCACAACGAGGAGGGCCGGCUGUGCAUGGACCUCGCCGAUAAGGGCUACACUACGGUGGACCAAAAGAUCCGAAGUAACCAUACGACUUGGAACGCAAAAGGCGACGUCUGUAUGUCUCAAAGUCUUCACUUGUGUCUCGGGUUGUGUCUCCGAUGGCUGCCUACAUUUUAUAUCCGACAGACAUGUGAUCUCUCACCGGCUCAGCCUCACACGAGCACUGCCGCGGCGGGGGGCUACGCCAGGCUGUGGAUUCAGUCCGCCAACAGGUAGUCAAGAGGGAGAGACACGUACAUAUAGCAUAACCCAGAACAAUGCUUGCUCGUGUGUCAGCUGUUGUUCUAGCUAUAGCCGCCGCCAUACACGAUGAGGAGGCCGGCUGUGCGUGGACCUUGCCGGCUAUGGCGACUCGACGGUGUUGGUCGUCAGGCGCCCCGCUCACGGUCCCCCCACCAUCGUGGCCGCGCUGGAGCCCAUGCAGCACCCCAACCAGCCCAACUACCCCUUACAGCUGCAGCGCAUCCCCCGCUGCCGGGCCGCCGCCAUCCGGGCCGCCGACAUCCUAA